AUGGAUCACCUAUUUUGGGAUGGAAGAAUUCGAAUUGCUAUGGAAGACUACCUCUAUUCCAAGAACACUAGUCUCGAAGCAAAGCAAGCACUCCUUCGGUACAUAGAAACAAGUCCAAACUUUGCAAAUCCGGAUCCAAUCAUCAAUUUGGAAGAGUACGACCUGCGACUGAUGUUCAUUCCCGAUCUUCAAAGGUCUUACCGCAAGUUUACUUCCAGUCAACGCAAUAAUGAUGGGAACUUUCAGUUUACGACUCUGCAGAUGUCGUAUCUUCUGUUAAUUCCUCUGGGAAAACUCAGUGAUCUCGUCAGGAAUCCUAUGGCCACCAUCGUGCCAUGGCUCAACUUGGAGACAUAUAUUUCUUUCAUGGUUCGAGGCAGAAUACUGGAUAAUGUUUCCACUGGUACACGCGCAGUUUCCCAAACACCCCCCAGCAGUUCUUGUAGCCAGCUUACGGACGACACAAUAAGUAUUUGCCGAAAUACAGACGAACGAGACAAGUGCAUCGCUCGAGAUAAUGGAGCCUGUAUCCUAACAGGGGCGGCAUUCCCUGACGUUUGUCCUAUUUUACCAUUCUCAAUCAAUGCAAACGACGAAGGCCUUGCUCAUUACCGCACUCAACACUCCCUAGCGAUGUCUCUUGUUGACGAAAAAUACCUAGUUAAUAUACCUAACCUUCUUGGCUCUGAGCUUGGUUGCUCUGACAAAGUCUGGAAUAUGCUCUGCUUACAUCCGGCUCUCCGCCAAUGGUGGGAGAAAUGUCUCUUUGGUCUAAAGUGCCUUAGGAUUAUUCCUUCGCCCAAAAGUGAUGGCAAAUGCACUAUUCAGCUCCAGUUUCAUUGGAUGCCUAGGAAUGGGUUGGACCCGCAAGUGUAUGCUCAGCCUGAUCGCGAUACCUUCGAGAAAAUGCUACAGAUAAUGUCGCCACAGGAAGAAGACUUGACUACUGAAUUACGAAAUCCUUGCUCUCAACGACUCAAAACCGGAAAUGUCUUCAGCCUCAUCAUGCCGGAAGAAGACGCAACCAAAAUGAAGGGAAUGAUUGACAUCCAGUGGGCCAACGUAAAGCUUGCAACGAUUUCUGGUGCGGCAGGAAAUUGGGAACUGCUGGAACAUUCUCCUCACGAGUUUGAUGCAAAUCCCGACCCCGUCGUAUAUUGGGAUGAUGGCUGGUCGCGAGAGUAG
Molecule: messenger RNA, 1185 nt
Organism: Trichoderma virens Gv29-8
Lineage: Eukaryota; Fungi; Ascomycota; Sordariomycetes; Hypocreales; Hypocreaceae
Exons: 2
Coding region: 1-1185 (394 amino acids)
Source: RefSeq, a predicted model, not a curated record